Messenger RNA from Notothenia coriiceps (black rockcod), 2103 nucleotides. The record is from RefSeq and is a predicted model, not a curated record. Lineage: Eukaryota; Metazoa; Chordata; Actinopteri; Perciformes; Nototheniidae.
AUGGGUGACUGGAACCUGCUGGGCAGCAUCCUAGAAGAGGUCCACAUUCAUUCCACCAUCGUGGGCAAGAUCUGGCUCACCAUCCUCUUCAUCUUCCGCAUGCUGAUCCUGGGGGCUGCUGCCGAGGACGUUUGGGACGACGAGCAGUCCGAGUUUGUCUGCAACACGGACCAGCCGGGCUGCAAGGCGGUCUGCUACGACCGGGCCUUCCCCAUCUCCCUCAUCCGAUUCUGGGUCCUGCAGGUCAUCUUUGUCUCUGCGCCCUCGCUGGUCUACAUGGGCCAUGCCCUCUACUGCAUCCGAUCGCUUGAGAAGGAGCGGCACCGCAGGAAGGCCCAGCUGAAGGAGGACCUGGAAGAGUUUGAGCUGGAUUCGGAGGAACAUAGGCGUCUGGAGAGGGAGCUGAGGAAGCUGGACGAGCAGAAGAGGGUGAAGAAGGCUCCUCUCAGAGGCUCUCUGCUGAGAACCUACAUCAUCCAUAUCCUAACACGCUCUAUGGUGGAGGUGUGCUUCAUCCUGGGCCAGUAUGUACUCUAUGGUGUCCAACUGGAGCCCCUCUAUAGGUGCGAGAGGCUGCCGUGCCCUAACAGCGUGGACUGUUACAUCUCCAGGCCCACGGAGAAGACCAUCUUCAUGGUCUUCAUGAUCGCCAUUGCUGGUGUGUCACUUUUCCUCAACCUUCUGGAAAUAUCCCACCUGGGCAUCAGGAAAAUCAAACAGACACUGUUUGGAGAGAGGUACACGGAGGAGGACAGUUUUAUUUACAGGUCCAAGAAGAAGGCGUCUUUACCGCACCUGUGUGUGACGAGUAAUGCGUCGCCUCACAACGGGCCCCUGACUCAGACCUUCAAAGUGAUUCCAGAGGCCGACAUGAAGCCUCCUUACUACAACAGUGGGCUCAAAGCCAACCACGACACCACGAGACACAACAGCCUGGCCUAUGUGGGACACACUCAGACCAACUAUAUCUGUCCCCAACCCAGGAUGCCACCAAGGUCUGGCCAGAACUGUGCAGCCCCUCAAACCCAUGAGGGUAAAGAGGUCCACAUGGCUAUGGUGGAUCACAAUCCAGCCUGGGCUUCUGCUGGAACCAUGGUGGAGGGGAGUGUAACAGGCCUCCUCGGGGACCCUUGUCAGGGAGAACAGACUCACCCCAGACACCUGGAGGCUCUGCUGUCCUCUAGCACCUUUAGGCCCAGCGCCAUCAGAGACCUGGACGGGGACAAUCGAAGGGAGUCUAUGGCAAGCGAGGGGCUGAUCCACAACCCGAGGAAGACCAGCUUCAUGAUCAGGCCUCCGUCCGAGAGCCUGUCCUCCAUCAGUGGCUCCACCAGCCAGUCCUUACAUUCCUCAGAGGAGUCCGAUGAGCUGGGCUCCCUGCAGGGGGACAUGCCCAUGAUGCCGCCUGCCGGAGGCCGGAGGAUGUCAAUGGCAAAGCAUGUUUCUGGAUAUCUCCUCUAUCAUGAAGAAGUGAAGCGUGGAGCCUCACAUCAUGGCGUCGCAGCUGUGUUCCGCAAACUUUAUCAGUGGUCCAGCCGGCAGCAUGGAGUCAUGAUGGGGACAAAGCCAGUGGAGUCAGCCAUGAUGGGACAGCGGACUCAGCGCCCUCAAACUGCAUCUCGUAGCUACUACAAGAGCUUCCCUCUCAUGGACUUCUCUCAGCUCCAGCCGAUGCCAAUCCCACCGAAAGAGAAGUCCUACAUCCACCAGACGGAUUCCUCGCACCGAGACCUCCACGCCCCGCUCUCCAUCUCCAUCCCCAGCAGCCACUUGGAGCAUUCCCACCUCCCAAAAUCCACCACGCUUCCUUUUCUUUCCAGCUCGGCCUUCAAAGCCUGGGAACCCACGCGGUGCCAUGUUCAAAGGCAGGCUUCGGCUCGAGGUUACGCCCCACCCAACCACAUUUCCUCACGUAGACAUGGCUAUUCUACGCGGAGGCAGCAGAGCAUAGAGAACAUGCCGGAUCUCUUCAGCCAGCCCUAUGGAGGCAUGUAUGCGGCGGGACAGGCGCACGUUCAACACCAACCUCAACCUCAACCUUCGUAUAACCACCACCACCACCAGAGGCAGAAGAGCUACAGCACCACCGAGGUGACCGUUUAA